Penaeus monodon (black tiger shrimp) is the source of this 664-nucleotide messenger RNA. RefSeq lists its product as uncharacterized. Gene Ontology annotation, biological process: proteolysis. The record is from RefSeq and is a predicted model, not a curated record. Bases 151 to 501 code for a protein of 116 amino acids. NCBI's taxonomy places the organism in Eukaryota, Metazoa, Arthropoda, Malacostraca, Decapoda, Penaeidae. Gene Ontology annotation, molecular function: cysteine-type endopeptidase activity. The transcript has 3 exons.
UUACAUUUUUGCAUUUGUUUCAUCUCUGACUUUUUACUUAUUUUUAACAGCAAUAUUUUACAACAAAGAUGGCUCAGUUGUGCUCACCAGGAGAGUGACUGCCUCAUUUCACAAGCAACAGUAAGAGGAUACUCUGCAUUUAGGAAUCAGAUGGAAGGAUCUUGGUACAUCACUGACCUGUGUCAAGCCUUACAAGAAUAUGGUCAUAUCCUGCCAAUCAAGAAUGUGUUACACAAAACAAGAAAGAAUCUGAAGGAACGUGUUGAAAGCAUGAAUAAUACAUAUAUAACUCAGCUUUCAGAGGAGAAGGAUACCUUAACCAGGGAUGUUCAACUGGUGAGAGCUGACUUGGAUCAUUUUACUGAUGGUCUCAUGGAUCUGAUUGAGCUAGAAGUAACAGAAAAACUUCUGGAGGAAAAACUAGAUGAGGCUUUAUGUGACAUUUUUAACCAAAAUGUAAUGGCAGAUAUAAAUCUCCAGCUUGGAGCAUUUAGAAUGUAACAACAAUUUCAAUUAUUUACGGAAAUAUCACAUGGUAUAUAGUGCUUUCCAAAGGAUCAGAAGUACCUAUGAUUAAAUUUUGUAUAUAUUUUUUGUGGCAGAUCCAGGCUUUCAGUCUUUGGUGUAAUAAACUGCACUGCCAUAACAGGUGUAUUUAGCUAUC